Molecule: messenger RNA, 4993 nt
Organism: Rhododendron vialii
Lineage: Eukaryota; Viridiplantae; Streptophyta; Magnoliopsida; Ericales; Ericaceae
Exons: 3
Coding region: 1548-2453 (301 amino acids)
Biological process (GO): nuclear-transcribed mRNA catabolic process, deadenylation-dependent decay
Cellular component (GO): RNA N6-methyladenosine methyltransferase complex; CCR4-NOT core complex; P-body
Molecular function (GO): molecular adaptor activity; RNA binding
Source: RefSeq, a predicted model, not a curated record
GAGCAAUCAAUCUUUGAAUGCAUGAUUGAAGGAUACAAAUUAAAAUUGCCGCAGUUCUCUUUGGUGAAGUUUCACGGUUAACAAACGUAUUUUGCAGAUUUUUUUUUUUUUUUUUUUGACUUUGUUAAAUGUUAAGGGAUUUGUUGCUAUUGAAUUCCCAUAUGUUUUAGCUUGAUUUCUCUAAUAAUUUCCUUAUCUUUGCUAUUUUCUAAUUCUUACUCCCUUUUAGUUUGGAAUGCUCUAGUAUAGAUAAAGUAAUUUCAGUAUUGUUGUUUGGCCAUCCUUGGUGGAUCAUUGCAGUAUGAUGUAGGCAACAAUUCCAGGGGAAAGGGACCAGCCCCUAGUCAUGAGGGUACCCCUAGAAGUUGUAGUUGCUGCUCAUUAUAUUUGGCUUAUUGUUCUUGACCACUUUCUGCUGGCAUUUUCGGACAUUUUUAAUAGGCUCAUUCUUUCCUUGGUCUCCAAUCCUUUUUGGUUUUAUUUGGAGGUUUGUGCAUCUCCUUGUGAUGCCGGACGCGCAGCGUGCUUAAACCCACAAGGGGAGACAAAAUAAAUGAAAACCCUAGUUCUUUAUUCAAUCUUUAAUUGCAAUAUCAGAAGUACCUAAUGAAGACAAUAAGCCCAAUAUUUUUAGGCUAACACAAUGUUUCCAAAAUAGAUAUAAAAAAACAGAUUACUGAAUAACGUAAUUUAAACAGAAUAAAUAGUCUUUUGCAACAUUCGUCUUUUUUCUUGUAACGUAUUCUUUGUCGUGUAAUUUGGUUUCAUUCGUUUAUUGACCAAGUUAAUCACUGUUGUAGCAGUAAACCCCAACUAGUACAACAUCAUCUUCGUAUCAUCUAUUUGACAAGAUUCUAGUUAUUUUUACUUUUUACCUGUAUGCACGCAAAAAAUCAGUUUCUUGCUUAUAUAUUGAUUAAAGUUACUGUAUGCCUCUUGGUUCUUCAGCCCUUGUAAAAUUAUUGGUUUACUGGACAUAUAGGGCCAUAGGCUCUGUGAUUUCUUUUCUUUGUCCCUUCUCUUAGCCCUUUCUUUUGCUGUCCAGAGAAAUUAUGUUGGCCUCCUUUCCGUUUCUCAUUGUUGAUCCCUCAAAAUGUUACAGGCAAGUUUCAUCCUCUUGGAAAUUGAAAGUAAGGCCAGACAAAAUUGUGAACCCUUUGGCUUAACGGUCCCAGUUCACAAUGCAUUGUCGGAUGCGGAUUUACUUUCAGCACCCACAAGAACUGCAAAGUUCUUAAGAGAAUUAUUUAAAGAGUAAAAUGGUGAGGAAUAAUCGGAGAUAGAAACCAAGGCGUUCACUUCUAGGUUUUAGGCAUUCCCAGUAGAAAAAUGUGAUUUACCAGUGACAUCUGCAUUUGAGCUUCAAGUUGGAAAUUUGUAUUUUCAUUAGCUGCCAACGUCCUGUGUUGCUUGGACAAUGGUGACAUUCGUAUUUGUAAUUUGCACCUGCACUUGUUAGCAACUAAAUUCUUUUGAUUGUCAAUUUUACAGUCCCUUCUCUAAGUCCAUCUAAUUAGCUGUAACAUGCUGUUUUUGAUACAUAUGUUAUGCUCAUGGCAUUGUAUUGUCAUAUUUCUGGGUCUUUCAUCAAGCAUCAGCUUGUAACUUAUCUCACACUUGGUAUUGCCCUACGAGGUGUUUUGGGUACAUUGCGUAAACCUCCAGAUUCCAAAAUGUUCGUUUUUGGGACAAAGGCUCUGGAACAGUUUGUGGACCGUUUGAUUGAGUGGCCCUCGAACUACAUUCACAUCUUACAAAUGUCUCAUCUGCGUAGUUCUCAUUCUGAGCUUGUUGCAUUCAUUGAGCGGGCACCUGAAAGGAUUUCAUCGGGCCAUUCAGAAUCAGAUGGAGGACAUAAUGCUUCAAUGGAUCUGCAACAUGGUUCUAUCCAAGCUAAUGCACCAAAUAUGGAGGUUUACAAUUGUUUUUGGUUCUCGACUCCACUCUUGCAUAUAAAAUCGCUGCCAAACAUUUCGUUAAUGAAAAGUUUCAUGAUAUGGUGGCAUAAAAUCGCUGUAUAUUGUCUGAUUUUUAUGCCUAAAGCAUUGUCUUUAGAAGUUCCUGCGUCUGAUAUUUCUGUCGAGGUCAAGCAAUUGUUAGAUUUGACAUUUAAGGUUUUGCAGUUGUCAAACCGUGGAGACGUGAUUGAUAAAGUUAUGAGUAUGAUUGUCUCAGCGGCAUCUUCUUGUGCAACUCAUAGCUGUUAUUGUCCAGCUAUCAGUCAGAAACAAUCUUUGGUGGGGAAAUCUAGAAAUUAUGGACAGUCGGAUUUUUAUUAUACUGAGGCUAGAAAUGAGCUUUUUGAUAUGUACAACAGCCUUCAUCAUGAAUCAGGGAAACUUUCUCUGAAUCUGUGGGAGACAGCAUGCUUUUUGAAUAUGAGGCUGAUAGGGCUUCUGGAAUUUUUGGGCAUCCUCAGCUUUCAAAGAAUAAGAGUGUCGUUCAGUGGUUGAGUGCUGCUCUUUUGUUGUGCUCUGGCAGCGAGAGCUGCUUCCACUUCGUUAAUAGUAGGGGCAUGGAGCAGCUUAGAUAUAUUAUUAUCCAUGAUGUGCAGAAUUCUCAUGCCAUUACGUUGAUGGUACUUGGAGUUGUGGAGCAGGCUACUAGGCACUCAAUUGGUUGUGAAGGAUUCCUUGGGUGGUGGCCUCGUGAAGAUGAAAGCAUUCCUUCGGGGACCAGUGUAGAUUAUAAUGAGUUGUUCAAGCUGCUAUUGCAGAAACAGCCCCAUGAUGUUGCUUCUCUUGCAACUCAUAUACUUCAUCGCUUGCGUUUUUUGGAGGUUGCUUCCAGAUGUGAGGUACAUGCUUGGCCUUGACAGUGCACUUUUUUUUUUUUUCUGGUCCUCCCCCUUGGGGGGGAGCGGGGACGGGCUAUUAGGUGUAUGAAAUUUGCAUCUCUUUACAGUGCCAUAGUUGUCUUGUUUUGGCAGUCUUCACAGUAUUAUCUGCACUUGCAAGUCUUCCAACAUCUGGAAGGGUUACUAAUGCCACUGUAGACAAGCUUACCAGUGCUAGGUUCCAGCUCAAAACCCUCAUGGAUAGUUGAAACCCUUUUGUUCUGUCUUUUUUAAUGCUUAAGGCAGCGUAUAACUCUCUUGUGGAUGUUAUUGCAAAUGAUCAUAUCAUUCUCCAAUUGUUGUUUCUUAGUUGAUUUUAGUCGAGAAGUAUUGCUGCAGAAAAUGAUAAUUUCACGUGCUCCACUUGAAGAUCCUUCCCCACUAGCCUGCACUUGCAGAUUGUUGCUUCUUGGUGAAACAGAAGGAGUGUUGUCAUACAAAUCAACUUGUAGCUUUAUUACUUCAUCAAAUUGUUGGUUUUCUAAUUGGAAUAUCGACUCACACUUGUUAUUCCUUCUGAAGGUGUGUUUUUGCCUAGAAAGUUGCUAUAGGAGUGGUAUUAACUCGUAUUGUACUUCUUUCUCAAGCAAUAAAGUGUAUUAGCUCAUUUUCAAUGCUGAAAGUGGUUACCAUCUCUUUCUGUUGCGUCUAAUGUUAGCUCAUUUGCUAUGCUGACAAUCAUAAAUUCUUUUAUUUCUUUCUUUCCUACUCCCUUUUCCUUUUGUAUCUUAAUUCUCUAUUCUGUAUAUCUUUACUUUGUUCUGAAUUGGUUUUUACAGCUUUGUUUUCUUGAGCUAUUAAAAAUUCUCUCAGAAAUUUGCAUAGAGUUGUUGCAAGGCACGUGUCCUAGGUGAGAAACUUGUUUGUCAUAUGAGAUGAUGAUUGGCAAUAGUUGUUAAAUGCGUGCGCUUAGACCUGAGGCCAAAUGAAGGCUAAAGUUGUGCACCUCACUUGAGCCUCAUUUGACUAGAUGCGCUUCUCUUAAGUAACGCCACCUCGCCUUGCGUUUAGUCCUCAACAGACCAGUAGCGCCUCGGUGCGCCUACCGUCUUUGAUAACUAUGGAUUGGACAUUGUCCUUGUUUAAUAUACCAUUCAGGAUAGAUCUUUCGAUAUGAGAAAGUUGUGUAUGAGAGAGAGAUUUGUCAGGCUUCCAAAAUUGUCUAUCAAUAAAGUCUCUGCUGAAGGGGUUUAUUCUUCGUUGAAGGGUCCUUGUAUGAUAUUUUUGUUUGUUUCCAGAGUUCAAACCAUGUCAUAGAGGGUCUGUGAGAAGGGUGGAGGGAGGUUGAUACCCAAGGGGUCAACUGACCUCACUCAGUCGCUCACAUUGAAUGUUGCCUGAUCGCUCACAUGUGAUUCCGAUGGUUUUGGCUCAGACAUUGAUUGGUUUGGACAAGGAGCCUACCUGUAGGCUUCUCACUCAGCUUUCCUUUUUUGGGUUUUUCUCUCAUUCUCAUUUUACCUCAACACUCGGCUUGGCUUUUUAUAGUUUUGUUAUUAUUUGUUUCCUCUCUUUUGUAGAUUUGGCUUUGUGACAAGGUGAAUGUGCUGACUGCACUAAGCAACUGAACAUACGAGACUAGACUGUUAUCCCGUUGAUGCUUUGAGUUUGCGGACAGGCGCAUCUCUGAAUGGGUUAGUUUCUUCAAGCGUUUGAGGGCUGUGACCAUUUCUUGGAGGUGCCCUUGGCUAGACCUUCCGCCGAUGACGGUGCAUUUCAUGGGGCCUCAGUGGGUCGCUCUUGUUGGUUUGGAGGCCUUUUCCUUCUACAUCCCUUACCUAAUCCAACGCCAGCUCGGUUUGAGGCAAGAGGUGCCUGUGGAGGUUUUGGUGGAUGUUGUCUGGCCUCUCUUUCACCCUUCUGCUCUUUACUACUACCAGGAGUUUGGGGGGACUCGCGAGGUCACUGACACAAGCCCCUAUCCAUCUGUGUUGGCACGUGGAAGCUACCUGAAGUGGCUUAGGACGGACAUUGUUGCAAGGGCAAGGGCUUGAAGGAACUGACUCACCCCUGCUACUUUGAUCAUGGAAUAAAUUGUGGACUCGUUUUACUUUAUUAUGUUGCACUUUUAUUUUCAAGAAGUAUGCUCAGCCUUAUGUAGUAGAAGUAGUAAUUUAUAUAAAAGUGAGUUAUGAAGGGUUUCUCCCUUCUUGAUUC